Messenger RNA from Hyaena hyaena (striped hyena), 2565 nucleotides. It is a transcript of the gene DDB2, whose product is annotated as damage specific DNA binding protein 2. The transcript has 10 exons. Gene Ontology annotation, molecular function: protein binding; damaged DNA binding. Gene Ontology annotation, cellular component: nucleus; Cul4-RING E3 ubiquitin ligase complex. The coding region runs from base 968 to 2215 and encodes 415 amino acids. NCBI's taxonomy places the organism in Eukaryota, Metazoa, Chordata, Mammalia, Carnivora, Hyaenidae. The record is from RefSeq and is a predicted model, not a curated record. Gene Ontology annotation, biological process: response to UV; DNA repair.
GCCCCCGGGAGCUGGAACCCGAGGCCAAGAAGCUCUGUGUGAAGGGCCCCGGUCCUUUGACACCACAGGGCUUGGGCUUAACCCCUCUCAGGUGAUGGGAAAAGGCAGAUGAGCUUCAUUACAUAAGACACAACGGACUUUUCAAAUUCCUGUUUGUACCAGGAUUUUUACACACUGAGGACUGCUUAAAAUAAUCCUACCUUGCCUGGUGGUGCGUGUGGUGAAUUUCGGUAGUCAUGGUUGCUAGCUGUGUGUCCUUGGUUUCCGCUGUGAGAACCCUCAAUUUCCUUCCUUCCUUCAAAAACUCAUUCUCUGAGGUUUAUUGGGGCUUGAACCUGGAGCUGUAAGGAUGGGGGUGGGGGGGUGGCACAAAACACUGGAGCAGGGAGUUGUUGAUGAAGUUCUUUUUGUCCCUAAGAAAAAGGAAUUGGUUGUCAAGAGGCCGGAUUCACAGAAACCAGAUCCUCAAGUACAUCGUUAUUCCUACUCUAAGUGGAUCUAUCUCCAAAAGUAGCCAAGCCAGACCCUCUGGAUCCUGCUGGUUUCCAAAAGAACAGAUUGGACUUGGGGCAAACAACUGGUCACCUCUACAUUAUUUUAAUAUAGGAUUUAAGGAUACUUCUUUUCCCAGUCACUUCUACUCUGCUAUCCUAAAAUCUUUUUAUUUUAUAUUAUAUGUGAUUUUUAAAUUGCCACCCAACUCUACCUACCAUGAGUUGUCCAACCCACUGGGAAGAGUUCAGUGUAUACUUUAUUCUUGUGUGUUUUUUUGGUCAGUUCUCAGAAACCCUGCAAGGGUUUGUUUUCAUAUUAUUUCAUAUUUAGCUUCACUUCAGAAUUACUAUUUUGGGGGAGUGUUUGGGGCAAGGGGCUGAAUCCCGACUCACUAUUUGUCUUUUGUGCUGGGUGAGACUCAGCAGACCCCGGAAAGGCCUUAGGAGGUAAGGAGAGAGAUUGGCUAUGUCGAAUGAAACAACAAGGCUUUCUUUCUGAGAUUUCAGCAGGAAACCCUUCCGUGCGUGAGAGCAGAGAGGAAAAUAUGUGUCUGUUCUGCUUGGCAGGUUCUAGCAGAAGAUUUGACUCAGGCUGCCUUUGGGCGGGGUUGGCUGGCCUGCAGGUCCCGCCAUUAUGCACCAGCAUCGUCAGGGCCCUCCACCACCAUAAGCUGAGCAAAGCUGCCUGGCCAUCACUACAGCAGGGUCUCCAGCAGUCCUUUUUGCACUCUCUGGCUUCUUACCGGAUAUUCCAGAAGGCUGCCCCUUUUGACAGAAGGGCCACAUCCUUGGCAUGGCACCCAACUCACCCCAGCACCCUGGCUGUGGGUUCCAAAGGGGGAGAUAUCAUGCUCUGGAACUUUGGCAUAAUGGACAAACCCACCUUCAUUAAAGGGAUCGGAGCUGGAGGGAGCGUCACUGGGCUGAAGUUUAACCCUCUUGAUACCAACCAGUUUUUCACCUCCUCAAUGGAGGGAACAACUAGGCUUCAAGACUUUAAAGGCAACACGCUCCGAGUGUUUACCAGCUCAGACACCUGCAACAUCUGGUUUUGCAGCCUGGAUGUGUCUGCCAGAAGCCGAAUGGUGGUCACAGGCGACAAUGUGGGACACGUGAUUCUGCUGAACAUGGACGGCAGGGAGCUUUGGAAUCUGAGAAUGCACAAAAAGAAAGUGACCCAUGUGGCCCUGAACCCAUGCUGUGAUUGGCUCCUGGCCACAGCCUCUGUAGACCAAACAGUGAAAAUCUGGGACCUGCGCCAGGUUAAAGGGAAGUCCAGCUGCCUCCACACGCUGCUGCAUAGCCAUCCUGUCAACGCAGCUUGUUUCAGUCCUGACGGGGCCCAGCUCCUGACCACUGACCAGAAGAGUGAGCUCCGGGUUUACUCGGCCUCCCAGUGGGACUGCCCCCCGAGCCUGAUCCCACACCCUCACCGCCACUUCCAGCACCUGACGCCGAUCAAGGCAACCUGGCAUCCUCGGUACAACCUCAUUGUCGUGGGCCGAUACCCAGAUCCUAAUUUCAAAAGUUGUACCCCCCAUGAAUUAAGGACGAUUGAUGUAUUUGACGGAAGCUCAGGGAAGAUGAUGUAUCAGCUCUAUGACCCAGAAUCUUCUGGUAUCAUUUCGCUCAAUGAGUUCAAUCCCAUGGGGGACACGCUGGCCUCUGUGAUGGGUUAUCACAUUCUCAUUUGGAGCCAGGAAGCUGGGAUGCGGAAAUGAGACACAUUAAUGAAGGUGUGGGCCAAGCAAGGGCUUGGAGUCACCUGAGAACAAAUCCUGUGAGAAGAGGCGGCUAUGUGUUAAAGGGCCAAAGGUAUCCAAGUCUUAGGGUUGGAGCAGGGACACUGUGACAUGGGACACUGUGGGACUGGGACACUGGCAUGUUACUGCUCUGGACUUAGCUCCAGAAACUUCUCCAGAGUUGGGGCCUCAGGUGCCCCAAGGAUCCUUGCUAUUAUCUGGCCUGGAGCCAAGGUACUUUUCUUUGACGUGCAGUGGCAGAGUGAUCAGGUAGUGGUUUUCAGUAUGUGCUCACUAUUGACAUGGCCAAUAAAACCAUACCCAAUUGA